Cynara cardunculus var. scolymus (artichoke) is the source of this 1440-nucleotide messenger RNA. RefSeq names its product phosphatidate cytidylyltransferase, mitochondrial. Gene Ontology annotation, cellular component: mitochondrion. The record is from RefSeq and is a predicted model, not a curated record. Gene Ontology annotation, biological process: cardiolipin biosynthetic process; CDP-diacylglycerol biosynthetic process. Gene Ontology annotation, molecular function: phosphatidate cytidylyltransferase activity. Lineage: Eukaryota; Viridiplantae; Streptophyta; Magnoliopsida; Asterales; Asteraceae. The transcript is spliced from 12 exons. Bases 1 to 1161 code for a protein of 386 amino acids.
AUGGUGAUGGCGGUGUUGAAGGUAGCAACGAUGAUGGGUAGUGGUGGUGGAUGGGCUGGUGAUGAUCGUGGUGGUGCUGGAGGGGUGAAGGCGACAGUGGUAAGAUACAUUCCCAUUUAUCAUCUCCAACAGCAGCGUUUGAUUUCACAUGAUUUCUUAGUUCACAAUCAAACCAUUUUCUGUGCCAUGAAAACUAGUCUUGGGAGUUUACUGAAAAUUCUACCUCCAGUAGACUUUUGCUGUGUAUAUGGUUCAAGUCUCCAUCCUAAUAAUAAUGACAAGUCAUCCAUGGAAGAUUAUAUUCUUGGUGUAUCAAAUCCUCAGCAAUGGCAUUCCGAGAAUCUGAAAAUGAACCGGGAUCACUACUCUUCAUGGAUGGUGCCUUUUGGUGGAGCAAAACUGAUCACUAAAGUAGCAGAUCAAAUUGGUGUUGGUGUACACUUUAACCCUUUUGUUUCGUGGAACAAUAAGAUGUACAAAUAUGGGGUUGUUCAUAUGGAUGACUUAGUUCACGACAUGCUGAGCUGGGAGAGGUUUUACCUUAGUGGUCGCUUGCAAAAACCUGUGCGUAUAAUUGUGGACAAUAUGGAAAUAGAAAAUGUCAACUUAGUUAACUUGAGGGCUGCCUCCUCUGCCGCCCUUCUGCUUUUGCCAUCAACUUUUACAGAGAGGGAACUUUAUGCAAAAAUAUGCAGCCUCUCAUAUAUGGGUGAUUUGCGCAUGCUUUUUGCAGAGGAUAAAAAUAAGGUGAAAAAGAUAGUAGAGGGCCAAUUUGAAUUAUUCAGAAAUAUGUAUAAACCGUUGGUGGAAGAGUAUGCAACUAAGCAACUCUUGAGACUCUCCUCAUCUGGUGACAAUCAAAUGAACAUAUCCCAGGAUUGUAGCUUAUCUGCAACAUCAUCUAUUGUUUCUUCCCUUCCCGAGUCUGUCAGAAGCCAAAUGGGAAUGGGGCUAGCUGAGACGGAAGCAGGUCAAACUAGAAAUAAGAUCACUAUCGGCUCACGAGAGCAGGCUGCAACGUGCAUGCAAAAGGUUUUGAGGCGUAGAGUUAUGAUUUCAAGUGCAAGACAAGCAGUGGCUGGUUUCAUAACUGUUGGAGCUGUUCAUGGAUUUAGAUAUCUUGGUAAAAAGAUGACAAAGGCUUGGAAAUCUUCGGCAUAGUAAGUUACUUCUUCACUAGUGAUAUGAAGUUUUUGAACUGCUGAUAGCAAAUUAGCCCCUAUUUCUUAAUUAGAAAAAUUAAGCUAGGAGAGCUGAUUACAUAGAUGAUUGAUCACGUUUUUGAAGUUGGAGUGAACUUGGAGAACUGGGUAUGCAGAUAGGAAUGGAUAGGACUGAUUGGCGAGAGUGAGGUAGGUGGGUGAAAAAAUGAUUUUAGUUUGAGAUGGGUAGUUUGGUAAUUUACCAAUCUUUCCUCAUCUCGGUUCUUUAACCACCUAU